Pipistrellus kuhlii (Kuhl's pipistrelle) is the source of this 2361-nucleotide messenger RNA. It is a transcript of the gene CD19, whose product is annotated as CD19 molecule. Gene Ontology annotation, cellular component: external side of plasma membrane. Gene Ontology annotation, biological process: regulation of B cell activation; B cell proliferation involved in immune response; B cell receptor signaling pathway. The transcript has 15 exons. Lineage: Eukaryota; Metazoa; Chordata; Mammalia; Chiroptera; Vespertilionidae. The coding region runs from base 69 to 1739 and encodes 556 amino acids. The record is from RefSeq and is a predicted model, not a curated record.
CGCAGCCCCCCACUGGCCCCAGCAUCCCCUGCGCGGGGAAGCUGGGUGCCUCGGAGAGGCUGGCCAUCAUGCCACCUCCUCUCCUCUUCUUCCUCCUCUUCCUCACCCCGGUGGGAGUCAGGCCCCAGAAAUCUCGGCUGGUGGAAGCUACAGAGGGAGGCAAUGCUAUGCUGUCGUGUCUUUCCUCUGAGGAUAACCAUGAUCAGGUGGCCUGGUAUCAGGCGUGCCAGGCGCAGCGGAACCGGAGCCGAGGGCUGCCAGGCCUGGGCACCCAGGUGUGGCCCCCGGGCAUCCUGCUGCUCAUCUCCAACAUCUCUGACGAGAUGGGGGGCUUCUACCUGUGCCAGCAGGGGCCCCCUUCCCAGCAGGCCUGGCAGCCUGGCUGGGCAGUCAGCGUGAACGGCAGCGGGGAGCGGUUCCGCUGGAAGGCUUCAAACCCAGAUGACCCGGGCUGUGACCCGGGGAACAGGUCCACAGAGGACCCCGGGCCCUCGUCUGAUGGCCUCACAAGCUCCCAGCUGUACGUAUGGGCCGAAGACCACCCCGAGCUCAGGGAGAAAGACCCUGCCUGUGCCCCCCCUCAGGGCAGCUCAAACCAAGACCUCACAGUGCCCCCUGGCUCCACGCUCUGUCUGCCCUGCGGGGUGCCUUCUGCUUCUGUGGCCAGAGGACCCGUCUCCUGGAUCCACGUGCACCCCGGAAAGCCCAACAUCUCAUUGCUGAGCCUGAACCUGAGCGAGGAGGCUCCCGUCAGAGAGAUGUGGGUCCUGGGCACCCUCAGCGGAGGGGUUGUUCUGUGGCUGCAUCAGGCCACGGCUCGAGAUGCUGGCGCCUAUCAUUGUUACCAUGGCAACAGGACCGUCGAGAUGCAGCUGAGAGUCACUGCCCGGUCAGCAGUGCGGUGGUGGCUGCUGAAGGCUGGAGGCUGGAGGGUCCCGGUGGCGGCCUUGGUGUACCUGAUCUUCUGCAUGGGCUCUGUGGCUGGCUUCCUUUAUCUGCGGAGAGCGCUGACCCUGAGGAGGAAAAGAAAGCGAAUGACAAACCCCACCAGAAGGUUCUUCAAAGUGACGCCUCCCCCGGGCAACGGGGCCCAGAGCCAGUACGGGAACGUGCUCUCCCUGUCCUCGCCCACGGCUGGCACGGGACGCUCCAACCGGUGGGCUGCAGGCCUGGCCGCCGCCGCCCAGUCCUACGGAGGAAACCCGUACAACGAGGUCCAGGAGGCCGGAGCCGCGGGGUCCCGGAGCCGGACGGGGGCAGCUGAUGAUGGCCCAGACGAAGAAGAAGGGGAGGCGUAUGAGGAGCCGGACAGUGAGGGGGGCUCCUAUGAGAACGACUCCAACCUGGGCCAGGACCAGCUCUCCCAGGAUGGCAGCGGCUACGAGAACCCUGAGGAUGGGGCCCUGGGUCCCGAAGAAGAAGACUCCUUCUCCAAUGCAUCUGAGCUGUAUGAGAACGAAGACGAAGAGCUGGCCCAGCCAGUGGCCAGAACAAAAGACUUCCUGAGCCCCCCUGGGACUGCCUGGGACCCCAGCCGCGAGGCAACAUCCCUUGGGUCCCAGUCCUACGAGGAUAUGAGAGGGAUCGUGUAUGCCGCCCCCCAGCUCCGCUCCCUUCGGGCCCCGCCUGGCCCCAACCACGAGGAAGAUGCGGAUUCUUAUGAGAACAUGGACAAUCCUGAUGGGCCAGAACCAGCGUGCGGAGGAGGGAGCCACAAGGGUGCCUGGAGCUCCCGCUGAUUCCCUGCAGGUGCAAUUCUGCAGAUGGGAAACUGAGAGCCAGGGUCAACUAACAUGUCUAAGGUCACACAACUAGCACUCACAGAGCUGGGUCUGAGUCCAGAAAUCCGGCCGCCAUUCUAGCCACUGUGCCCACCUGAUCAACUGCCUACUUCUGAUACAAACCACCAGCAAAAAGACUUCCAGAACUACAAGUCUCCGGGCCCUGAAACCAUUUUGUAGAAGCUCCGCCACACUCCAGUUCGCUUCUCAGGCGAGGGUGGAACCAGCUGCCUUCUGCCUGCCGCCUUCUGCCUGUCUCCCAGCUCCCGUGCUCUCCGGAGCCCAGGGCUGGCUGAAGCCCAGCCCCUUGUCUGCCCAGGAAGUGCCGAUGUCUUUGCAAGACUGACUAGACUUUUCAGCAUCUACAGCUUUAUUUCCACCAUUACUUUUCCUGAUGUACCAGUUCUUUCUUCUAAUGUCCUGUGUUUGUCUCAGAGACUCUAUUCCUUCUCUGCCUCUGACCCUUCAAAACUUACUUUAACACUAUUAUUACGCACUGGGCAUUAUUCUAAGAAGUGCUUUAUGGGAGCAUCUUGUUUCAUCUCUAUAACCUCUUAGGAGGAAGGUACUAAAAUAAUUG